AUGCGCGUCUCCUCUCUCCUCGCCCUCGUCUCGGCCGCCCUCGUGGCCGCCGCCCCCAGCCCCGUGCCCGAGGACGCCAACUCCUACGUCCUCGCUGGUCCCCUCCCGUACGAGGAGCUGAAGACCGAGGUCGCCAAGCUCAAGUCCGACGGCUCCAACGCCGCCCGCAGUCUCAACAAGCGCAUCUGCGAGGGCGUCUACAUGUGUGACGGACAGAACUUUAGCGGUUCCUGCUAUUACGGCUGCUACCCCAUCAGCGUCGGCAUCUACCCUGACUCCUACUGGGUCUCUCGUAUCAGCUCGGUAGGCCCUGACAGCGGCGGCUGGUGCGAUUUCUACCAAGCUGGCAGCGGCUGUGACGCCACCAAGGGCUCUCACCAAAUCUUUAGAUACCCCGGUGGCAACUUGGCUGGUGGUAUUGACAACAACAUGGGCUGCUUCUACUGCAACCCUAACUAG
This is a messenger RNA of Colletotrichum acutatum, 459 nucleotides long. RefSeq lists its product as uncharacterized. The record is from RefSeq and is a predicted model, not a curated record. The coding region runs from base 1 to 459 and encodes 152 amino acids. The transcript has 2 exons. Lineage: Eukaryota; Fungi; Ascomycota; Sordariomycetes; Glomerellales; Glomerellaceae.